CCCUGGGGUUUCCGGGCGCUGCGUGGGCGCCGCCGGGGCCGGGGGAAGCCGUGACCGCACGUUUCCACGCAGAAACCGAGUGGAAACAGUGUCGUCCCUCGGCGUAACUUUGCGUUGCGUUGCGUGAAACGUGCUCUCCUAACUGGUAGCCCUACCGCAGGACGGUGACCCUGCUUCUGGACACAAAGGACACUUUUACGUGAUAGAAUGGAUGAACAGUCGCAAGGCAUGCAGGGGCCUCCACCACCACCUUUUCAGCCUCAGAAAGCUUUGCGACCUGACAUGGGCUAUAAUACACUUGCCAACUUCCGAAUAGAGAAAAAGAUUGGCCGUGGACAGUUCAGUGAAGUUUACAGAGCAACCUGCCUGUUGGAUGGGGUGCCAGUAGCACUCAAAAAGGUUCAGAUAUUUGAUUUAAUGGAUGCCAAAGCCCGUGCUGACUGCAUCAAAGAAAUAGAUCUUCUUAAGCAACUGAAUCAUCCAAAUGUAAUUAAAUAUUAUGCCUCAUUCAUUGAAGACAAUGAACUGAACAUAGUGUUGGAAUUGGCUGAUGCUGGAGAUCUCUCUAGAAUGAUAAAGCAUUUUAAGAAACAGAAGAGAUUGAUACCUGAAAGAACAGUUUGGAAGUACUUUGUUCAACUUUGCAGCGCAUUGGAGCAUAUGCAUUCUCGUCGUGUCAUGCAUAGAGAUAUAAAACCAGCUAAUGUGUUCAUUACAGCUACAGGGGUUGUAAAACUUGGAGACCUUGGACUAGGACGAUUUUUCAGCUCCAAAACCACAGCUGCACAUUCUUUAGUUGGUACCCCUUAUUAUAUGUCUCCAGAGAGAAUACACGAAAAUGGUUACAACUUCAAAUCUGACAUCUGGUCUCUAGGCUGCCUGCUGUACGAGAUGGCUGCACUUCAGAGCCCUUUUUAUGGUGAUAAAAUGAACUUGUACUCCCUGUGCAAGAAGAUAGAACAGUGUGACUAUCCACCUCUCCCUUCAGAUCACUAUUCAGAGGAACUGCGACAAUUAGUUAAUAUGUGCAUCAACCCGGAUCCGGAGAAGCGACCAGACAUAACCUAUGUCUAUGAUGUAGCAAAACGUAUGCAUGCACACACUGCGAGCAGCUGAGUGGACAUCAGAUCAUGAAGAAAAGAACAGAAAUAUUCAAGUACUUUAAAUAGAUCGUCCCACCUUUUUCUUUGUGUGUUACAGAAAUGUAAUUAUUCAAAGCUUAUUGUUGUGCUUUGAAUUGUAAACCAGUUUAUAUAUAAAGCUUUUUUUAAUACCAACUUGCAGUUUUAAAACAGAUUGAAAUAUGUAAAGCAUAACUUUACCAGGAACCACUAUUUUCCAUUUUAAGUGAGUUCAAGUAUAUUUUUCUUUAAUAACAAAAUUGUAUUUAGUUGGACCUUAGUUAUAAAACAUAGUUGCACUUUUGCACAUGGUAUGGAUAUUAGGCUUAUUAUUCAGAAACAAAUUUCUGAAUCUCUCACGUUUUUAAUAACUUAUGGAAAACAUGAAUCAGCACAAUUAAAUUUAUUUUAAUCUAUGUUCUAAAAAGGACAUAAUAAUUAUAGAAGGUUAUUGUAUUUUACACUGAGUUGUAGUUGCAGUCCUCAACAUAAGAGGAGACUGAUGAUCUGAAUAUUCUAUACUUGCUAAGUGUGAUGGGAAGAGAGCUACUGGGAAAAAUGGUCACUGACAUUUUUGUUAAAUCCCUUUUCAUUUUGUUACUGUGGCGUAGUGCACAUAAGUUUGUUGGAGGUUUGGAGGGGAAAUAUAAGGUGUUGAUUGAUUCUGCAGUCUGAUCAUUUUCAAUAGACUCAUGCAACACUGUCCUGUGGCAAUAGGAAUCUACGCAGUUAAGUGUUAAAGCUGUACAGGUGCUUUUUGCAGCAAAUAAGGAACCUUUGAGGCUAGCAUAUAAGAGAAGAUCCAAUUUAAAAGAUGCAAUGUUUAAGUUACAACUUCCCAACUAUUUAUGUAUAUGUCACUGUAGAUUUUUGUAUUUAAAAUUGAGUGACUUUACAAUGUUGUAUUUAAAUUUAAAAAUGCUUUUUUUAAAUCUAGAAACCUUUUGGAAUUUUAUGUACAAUAAUACAAGUGUAUUUGUAAUGAAUAUCUGAUUUUAUAGACUGUAUCUAUUCUGAGAAGUAGUUUUAUAUUUAGCACAAGUACAUUUUAGCUUUUACUUUUAAAAGUAAGUUGCCACUCCUUCGUUUGGGAAGUAAAUACAUACAUACACACACACACACACACACACACACACACAUAUAUACACACACAUAUAUAUAUGUGUGUGUGUAUAUAUGCAAAAUAUCUUGCAAAUGCUUUAUUAAUUGAAAAAUGUUCAGAAUAUUUUGGUUAAAAACUGAUAUACUUAAGUAAUAUUUUUAUUGUUAAGAACAAGACACUUUUUUCCCCUUAAUAUGCUAAAAUUGAGUUUGUGAAAUUUCUUGAGUUUCAAGACAAAUUUUUAAAGAAUAUAGAAAGUUGUCAGAACGCAGGAUUGUUACCAGUUAAACUGCUAAUAAGCUGUUAAGGUCAGUUAAAUCUUUUCUUUAUAUAAGUAAGAAGAGGUUGAUUUAAAGAAAAGCUACAAUAUAUAUGAGUGCAUAAGGGUUCUAUAUACAGUCAGUUCCUGUACCCUCAAUUUUUUUGUGUGACUUUAAUUGUAAAGGCAACAUAAUAUUAUAUAAUGAACAAAAUAUAGCCAUGUAUCUGUACCUUAGACCAAUUCUUUUGAUUUGACAUAAUGCUCAAAAAAUAAAAAUCCAACUGUGGGUUUUAUGGACAAA
Messenger RNA from Rhea pennata, 2786 nucleotides. It is a transcript of the gene NEK7, whose product is annotated as NIMA related kinase 7. Gene Ontology annotation, biological process: peptidyl-serine phosphorylation. Gene Ontology annotation, cellular component: nucleus. The record is from RefSeq and is a predicted model, not a curated record. The coding region runs from base 208 to 1116 and encodes 302 amino acids. The transcript is spliced from 10 exons. Gene Ontology annotation, molecular function: ATP binding; protein serine/threonine kinase activity. Lineage: Eukaryota; Metazoa; Chordata; Aves; Rheiformes; Rheidae.